Molecule: messenger RNA, 1341 nt
Organism: Thyridium curvatum
Lineage: Eukaryota; Fungi; Ascomycota; Sordariomycetes; Thyridiales; Thyridiaceae
Exons: 2
Coding region: 1-1341 (446 amino acids)
Biological process (GO): proteolysis
Molecular function (GO): aspartic-type endopeptidase activity
Source: RefSeq, a predicted model, not a curated record
AUGGAUUCCAUCUACUCGGCCCAGAACAAGCUUAGGCAGGACUUGGGCCUGACCAAAGUCAUCGCAGUCCCCAACAAGAACUACAAACCUCACGGCACCAAGUCCUAUGUCUAUCUGCUCAACCGAUUCGGCUUCGAGCCCACCAAGCCCGGUCCAUAUGGCCAUGUCAACCGCAUCCACCAGCGAGGACUUGCCAACCAGAAAGUGGCUGUCGGCGGACGCGUGAGCAUGAAAAGGGUUCUCGUCAAGAAGGACGGACCUGAUGGCGAGUAUCAGGGCGAGGUCACCGCUGAAGAUGUCCAGAAUGAUUCCAUGUACCUUUGCGAGGUUGAGAUCGGUGAGCCAGCGCAGACAGUCAGGCUUGACUUUGAUACCGGCUCAUCGGAUCUCUGGGUCUUCUCCCCCAAGCUUGACACUCAACUCCAGCAGAACCACAACAUCUAUGACCCCAGCAAGUCCUCCACGUUCAAGACCUCCGACGACCAGACAUGGCAGAUAUCGUAUGGUGACGGCAGCUCGGCUUCUGGUGAGGUUGGGUAUGAUACCGUGACCAUCGGUGGCCUCAAGAUCCAGAACCAAGCUGUCGAGAUGGCCGACAAGCUUGCCGACCAGUUCGCUCAAGGCACCGGCGACGGCCUUUUGGGUCUCGCGUUCCCGGCGAUCAACACCAUCAAAAAGAAUGGACAGCCAGACCCACAGAACACACCGGUUGCCAACAUGAUCUCGCAAGAGGACAUUCCCAAGGAGGCUGAGCUAUUCACGUCCGCGUUCUUCAGUUCUCGGGACCAGGAUGCCAAGUCGUUCUAUACCUUUGGUUACAUCGACCAGGAUCUCGUCAAGUCUUCGGGCCAGGAUGUUGUAUGGACUGACGUCGACAACUCUCAAGGCUUCUGGAUGCUCCCAUCCACCUCUGCCACUAUCAACGGCGACAAGAUUGCCCUCGCUGGCAACAAGGCCAUUGCAGACACUGGCACCACUCUUGCUCUUGUUUCCGACGAGGUCUGCGAGGCUUUGUACAAGCAGAUCCCGGGAGCCAAGUACGAUGCCCAGCAACAGGGAUAUGUCUUCCCCACGAGCGUCACGAACGAUCAGCUCCCAGAGUUCUCUGUUGCCAUCGGCGCCCAUGAGUUCGUCAUACAGAAGGAAGACCUGGCAUUUGCCCAGGCGGACGCCCAGCACUGGUAUGGCGGAGUCCAGUCGCGGGGAGACAAUCCCUUUGACAUCCUUGGCGACACGUUCCUGAAGUCCGUCUACGCUAUUUGGGAUCAAGGAAACAAUCGAUUCGGAUGCGUUCCCAAGAUCGAGAAGACACAGAAUCUGGGGACGAGCACUUCUGUCUAG